GUUGGAGAGGCUAAAGAAGGGGAGACUAGGCAGACAUGCAAGGACCAUAAUUGCCCACAAUGGAGUCCACCAAGUUGAUCCGCAUUGCCAACAUCUCAGGGCGCUACCUCGUGUUUGACCCGGAUGCCGUGAGCGCGCUCCGCCGCCAGGCAAACACCAAUGGCACCUUGGUGGGAACUACUCCGCAGCAGCCCACGCAAAACAUAUUCCUGGGCUUGCCCAUUGAGCUCCGGCCCGAAGAGGUGGACGCUCUAAUCCGUACAAACGUCGCGUACGUCGUAGAUGAUGUGGCCGCGCACCAGUCGGCGCUGCAGUCCCUAGAUCCCGACUCGCGGAGGGCCUAUGUCAGCUCGCUGCGGCUGCGGAAGCAGGCUGCGCAAAAGGUGUUUGCCGAGAUUAACGCGCACAAGGCCUCCAUAACAGCCAGCAAGAAGAAUAAGAAUAAGGAAGCGCGUGAUGACAGCUCGGCUGUUCCGUCGACCGACCUCGGAACAGCUGAUAGUGGUGCCCUUAAACCAGAUGGCAAUCCAUCGCCCCGCAAUAGCCAAGUGACUCUGUUGGGCGUCACACCAACUUCUAGCAUCAACCAUGUUUCCCCAGAUGCGCAUGCCUUGCCCGUGGAACCUCGUAACUCAGAAAAAGGAUCGCUCUGCCAGCACAUGUUGGGAUCCGGGUAUUUUAUGACUCCAGGGCUUCGAUUCGGGUCACGCUAUAGUGUCUAUCCCGGUGAUCCUUUGCGUUUCCAUGCUCAUUUCAUGGCAAAUGAAUACGGCUGGGAGGAAGAGAUACCUAUCCUUGAUAUCGUAGGCGGUGGCAGACUGGCAACAGCCGUAAAGAAAGCGUUUCUUAUAGGCGGCCGUAAACCGUCUGCAAGUCCCGAUAUGGUCACAUCUCCGGUGAGAACAUUCAGCAUAGAAUGGGCUGGUAUGUAACAUAACAUUUUGAUGUUUAUUAUAAACACGAAUUCCGCUAUUGAAAGGAAGGGUGCAUUAUAUAUAUAUAUAAUACGACGUCAGUCUAGAAGAAGAAGAGAAUAAAAUGAAAAUGAAAAACGCCAAAGCCAAAGAUACAAGCAAUCAAGCAAUCAAGCUACCCGCCCCAACUCCCAGAUGAUGAAUUAAGUAUACAAUCAAGAAGAUAUUCGCUUCCCAAGAAGUUGUUCCCCUUUAAGCCUCAGACGCUGCGAUAUAACAUGCUCUAGGGAACGUAGAUCCGGCUGAAGCUCAUGACAUCGCGGCGACAGCACACGCAUUUGUCAAAGUUGUUCAUGGCUAGAGAAACACGACAGUCGUCACACAAGCUGAGACAGCGGCACGGCCACACGAUGACUGUGCGUGGCGAGCACUGGCAUACAACGCAAGAGGGGCUCUCUCCCUCAGUAAGCGUCGACGCUUCGCCAGUCUCAGAGCUUUGCUGGCCAUCUUUCUCUGGAGAAGCUUGUCGUUUUGUCCAGAUAAGCUGUUCCAGGAGAAGCUCUUCUUCCUCUGGGCUGAGCUUUGUGAUACGGCCCUGAGGACCGAGCUUAUUCAGCUGCUUUCCCUUUGGAGUCUGCAUUGUCAAAAUUCGCGUUCGCUGCAGCUGCUCCAUUCGUCUAAAGCCAGAUCUGGUCAAGAUACGAUCACUUUGAAGAUGCGCUGCAAGUCUUUCUGCUUCUUGCCGUUCCUCCAGACUAGCAGGAUGCAAAAGGCGAGCUAAAUCAGCCAUAGCCAGUGGGCUGUCUAGAAAAGGGGUGCCUUCACGCCCAGGUCGUGGUGAUCGCUGAGUUGGGGUUCUCUGCCCGCUGCCCUCGUCUGACAUCCAGCCGUCUGCUUCUUCAUCGUCGCUGUCGCCCCCAUUGGUGGUCAAGGUGAUUACGCUCGUAUUGUCCCAGUCCUCCUCUUCUUCGCGAGGCUGAUAUGUUCCGCUCAUAUCCUGAGAUCCCCACCAUCCUCCUUUUAGCCAGUAUUUGUAUAGAUCUUUAUCCAGGGUCUCUUCAUCUUGACUCGUACCAACUCGUCUGAAUUCAGCUUCGAUAUCCAAAGCAUCCGACCUAAGAGUCGCAUCUAAAUUCGAAGGCUUCGCCGUCGCAUCUCUACUCCCGCCAGGACCACGGCUUGGUCUCGAUGCAGUUUCAUU
Molecule: messenger RNA, 2115 nt
Organism: Trichoderma atroviride IMI 206040
Lineage: Eukaryota; Fungi; Ascomycota; Sordariomycetes; Hypocreales; Hypocreaceae
Source: RefSeq, a predicted model, not a curated record